Messenger RNA from Paramecium primaurelia, 1647 nucleotides. Lineage: Eukaryota; Ciliophora; Oligohymenophorea; Peniculida; Parameciidae. The record is from the annotation of a GenBank genome assembly.
AUGUUUAAACCAAAAAGUUAGAAAGAUCAAUAAUAACAGCCAUUUUAUUUGAGUUGGUUUACUAAUUAAGGGUACUUUAAUUGAUUGGUAAUUCAGUUUAGUGAAAACCUUAAGCGAGGAGGAACUGCACCACAUUAAUCUCGUAAAGAAAAAAUGCCUUUUAAAAGUCCAUACUAACAACCUUUGAUUACUGUUGUACAUAAUGUUCCUAAUCCAUACUUAAAAACUAUGUGAGUAGUAUUUUCAGUAACAUAGAUCACAGCCAAAAAGUUAAUAAAAUAAUAUCUAGCAGAUUUCAAAAAUUUAUGUAAGUCAAUUUUAAAGCACUGUUAAAAAAAGAAGUCUUGAAAAGCGUUAUGAUAAUGGUUCAAAGAGUGGGAGAGGUUCAUUUAAGCCUUCUAGAACAUUCACUUAACAAAUUUCAAGACCUUUUCGUAGUUCUGAGUAAUAACAGAGUAGACCAUAAACUCAAUAAAUGAAUACUUUGGAACCUAAGUUAAAUUGCGAGAAUUUAGUAGUUGUUGAUAAUUCCGAUAAUGAAUAAUUCACCCCUAGAGAACAAGAAGAGGUUGAAAUAGUAGAUAUGAACAAUAAUGAUGAUUACUCAAAUAAAUCAAAUGUAACUGAUAGUGAUGAACAUUAAAACCUUUAAUUACCUACAUAGCAAUAAGAAGAAAAAGAAAUUCAAAAAAAUGCAUCUUAUGUAUAGAAAUAAACUGAAGAACCAAUUGCAAGUAUAAGAAAAGCUACAGCUUGUCUUAAUAGACCAUAAACAUCUGAAGGUGCAAGAAGAAAAAGAUUCAUGAAUUCAGAUAAAAAUGAUUCAAAACAUGCUUUCGAAACAAAGCAAUCAGAUUUUAUGCUCUUAAAUUAUGAACCUAAUAUAAUCUAAGAGGAUUAUUAAGAGAAUUAAGAAAUUAUACCUAUAAACUUGAAUUAAUUGAAUUCACCAAAAGUAUGAUUUUGUUUCAUUUUAUUAUAAAGGAAUUGCUCUCCAUACGUUCUGGACAAAGAAGAAAGUAGACAGAGUAAAUUUAAAUUGAAAAUUUUGAUAACAAUGAAAGACCUCCUUCAAGACAUAAAACACCUCCAAAGGCAACUGGAUUAGAAUUACCUAUUCAAUCAGGCAAUUAAAAUUCUGAUAGGGAUGGUAUCGAAAUUCCUAUUAAAAAUAUGUAUGCUCAUAUUGAUGAAAUAUGUAAUAUUUGUUAAUAUUAUUUAAGCCAACCAAAAUAAUAAUAUGGGAAUUAUUAAGAAUAAUAAUGAUGAAUUUGAUGAUUUCGAUUUAGGGUUCUUCAAGAUGAUGAAUAAUCAAGUUAAUUUAAAUAAAUUUCAUUAAAGAGAUGGAUAUCGAACUGAUGAAGGAAGUAAGUAAUUCUUUUUAAAAAAGAAAAAUAAGUAUCAGAAUAAAAACAUCCUUAAUCUGCUAAUUUAAAGCAUAAUGGAAUGGGAUUCUAAAUUGUUUAAUACUCUCCUAUGAACAAUCAAAUUACUUCUGCUCAUGGAUUUAGAGCCAAAGAAGAAUAAAUAGUUAUUAAAUAUAAUGCUAGAUCAGCUUUAGAUAAGAACUAGAGUAAUUAACCAGUUAAGGUACCAUUUCAAACUUCAUUGGGUUAAGACUUUCUAAGAUUAUUUGCUAAUGAUUGA